AUGACUACAUCCCUCCCCCCCAUCUCAACCCUCCUCGGCCCUCCCGCUCCCCCAUCCCUCCCCCAACUCCCCUACCAACGCUGGGCAUCCCAACACCCCCCGAAGGACCCUGUCCACCUCUUCACACACAAAACCGUCCUCGUGACGGGCUCCAACACGGGCCUUGGUUUCGAGGCCGCGCUUAAAUUCGCCCGUCUGGACGCGGGACAUCUCAUUCUUGCGGUCCGGACACCUACCAAGGGUGAGGUGGCGAAGCAGCGCAUUGUUGAGGCGACGAAGUAUCCCUCGGAAAGAAUCAGCGUGUUGAAGCUGGAUCAGGGGAGUUUUGUGUCGGUGCGGGGGUUUUUGAGGGAUUUGGAAAAGGUGCUUAGGGGCAGGGGACUGGAUGUGGUGGUGUUGAAUGCGGGGAUGGCGGCACCGAGGUGGAGGGUUUGUGAGGAGACGGGGUGGGAGGAGGCGGUGCAGGUGAAUGUGCUGGGGACGGCAAUGGUGGGGAUGGGGGUGAUGGGGUUUUUGAAGGCGGGGGGGAAGGCCAAGGGGGAUGGGGAGGGGGAGUUGGGGCAGUUGACACUGACGGGAAGUGUGGGGCAUAUGUAUGUCAAGAGGGAGGAUAUGAUGGGGUUGUUGGAUGUGAAGGAAGAAGAAGAAGAAGGGGGGUUGUUGAGGGUGGUGGGUUCGAGGGAGUUCUUUGGAGUGGAAAAGUCCUAUAGUGUGAUUAAGGUGUUGACCAUGUAUGUCAUGCAGGGGUUGAUGGAGUGUGCGAGGAGGGAGGAGGAUGGGGAGGUGGGGGUGUGGGUGAAUGUGGUUUGUCCGGGUUUUUGUGUGACGGAUUUGGGGAGGGAGUUUCCGUGGUAUUUGGUCUGGAUGACUAGGGUCAUGCAUUGGUAUUGUGGGAGGACGGCGGAGCAGGGGGGGAGGUCGUUGGUGAGUGCGACAUUGUUGGGAGAGGAGGGACAUGGGGGGUUUUGGGUGAAUGAUGGGUUGGCUAGACAGGGGGACAUGGUGACGAGUGAGGAGGGACAGAGGUUGCAGAAGAGGCUGUGGAAGGAGAUCCGGGAUAUUUGUAAGAGGGAGCUGUCCAUAAAGUAA
Molecule: messenger RNA, 1089 nt
Organism: Aspergillus ibericus CBS 121593
Lineage: Eukaryota; Fungi; Ascomycota; Eurotiomycetes; Eurotiales; Aspergillaceae
Product: NAD(P)-binding protein
Exons: 2
Coding region: 1-1089 (362 amino acids)
Source: RefSeq, a predicted model, not a curated record